Nelumbo nucifera (sacred lotus) is the source of this 1694-nucleotide messenger RNA. RefSeq lists its product as uncharacterized. Gene Ontology annotation, biological process: rRNA processing. Gene Ontology annotation, cellular component: nucleus. Gene Ontology annotation, molecular function: nucleic acid binding; 3'-5' exonuclease activity. Lineage: Eukaryota; Viridiplantae; Streptophyta; Magnoliopsida; Proteales; Nelumbonaceae. The record is from RefSeq and is a predicted model, not a curated record.
UUGAACUGAGCUCAAACUAGCGAGCUCUAACUCGAAUCGAACUCGAGGUCGAGCUUGAUUCUAUUCCUACGAGCGAGCUAAAAUAAACAAGUAUUCGGCUCGGAUAGAUUCGAAUCCACCCCUACGCGCAUCGAACAGGAGAUGACAAAAAAAGCGAUGUAAAACGCUACAAGUAUUACGUGAUGACUCAGAGAAAGAGCUCAAGUGCUCUAGUGCUCCACAUAAAAAUUUUUAUAAUUCAGGUGGUUGCAGGGCUGCUUUGGGUUUCAUGGAUCUGGGUCCCGGAGAAGAUCCUCCCAAAACCCUGUCUGUAACUGUAAGGCACAAAUGCUCAGCAUGCUUCAAGCAAUACAAGAAAAAGGAGCAUCUCAUUGAGCACAUGAAGGUGUCAUACCACUCAAUCCAUGAGCCCAAGUGUGGGGCUUGUAAAAAGCACUGCAAAUCACUGGAAUCAUUGAGGGAGCAUCUUACAGGUCCAUUGCCAAAAGCCAAUUGUUCGAGGUUAUUCGUUGCCCAAGGCUGUAAUAUUUGCUUGAACAUCUUUGAGAGCCCUGAUGCUCUCAACGCACAUAAAGAGAUGUGUAUCUUUUCUUCCCCUGCUCCCAUUGGGCCUCUCAGAAUGCCUUCCGUGGAUUCUGAAAUGGAAAAUUCAGGAUUGCCCAGUGUUGAUAAUACGAGCCAAGGUCCUCAAGUGGUUGCUAUGGAUUGUGAGAUGGUCGGUGGUGGAAGUGAUGGAUCACUUGAUCUUUGUGCAAGGGUGUGCCUCAUUGAUGAAAAUGAGAAAGUGAUCUUCCAUUCUUUUGUGCAACCUUUGAUUCCUGUCACCAAUUAUAGAUAUGACAUAACUGGCCUAACAGAAGAGCAUUUAAGAGAUGCAAUGCCACUCAACCAAGUGCAAGAGAAGAUUCAGGAGAUAUUGUACAAUGGGGAGGCCAUAUGGAGAAUGCGAAUGGAAGGGGGGAAAGCCAGACUUCUUGUGGGUCAUGAUCUAGAACAUGACUUGGAUUGCCUGAGAAUGAACUACCCUGACCACUUAUUGAGGGAUACUGCCAAAUACCGUCCAUUGAUGAAAACAAAUCUGGUCAGCCACUCACUCAAGUACCUCACAAAGACAUAUUUAGGAUUUGAGAUUCAGUCUGGAGUACAUGACCCAUACGAGGAUUGUGUGGCUGCUAUGAGGCUUUACAAGAGGAUGAGUGCUCAAGAUCAUCAAAUGGAAGGAACUUUGACACCUGAUUUAACUCAGUAUACUCAGAUCUAUACAAAAAGCUUUGAUUCAUGGAAGCCCAAGCAACUAGAGAAGAUGUCCCCAGAUGAACUUUUCAAGAUUUCAAGAUCAAGCUACAGGUGUUGGUGUUUGGAUUCAAGGAAACCAACGGAAUCCUGAGUGCUUGUAACUUUUCUUCUCCAUACAGGAAAAUGUGGAUGUUCUUCUAAAUAAAUUGCAAAGGAAUAUGGAAAGGAGCUACGAUUUCUUUGUUCAUAUUCAAGUUACAUGUUCAAAUUGACAUGGAGGCUAAAGCUUGAUUACAACAAAAGGCUGGAAAGUGGUAAUCAACUAAUCCUAGGGAUGGCAAUUAUCAGAUGAUCCGAUAACUGUAAAUGCAAAUGUAUACCAAAGAAAAGGACAGUGUAAUUGGGGUUGUUUUAUCCAGGACAAAGGAAGAAACAUUCUGAUUUUUUAUUUUCACUCA